AUGAUAACUUCAUUUUUGACAUUCCAAUGCACCACCACGGUCCGCGUAGUGCUUGCAACAAUGAUUCUAUUGUGCCGAAAAACCGGUCAUUCCGAUGAACGUCUUCACCGGAAAAGUGGCCACAACCACUUCAUCAAAAACAAGUUCCAACACCCGCGCAAAGCUUCCUGCAUGAGUUGUUUGUUUAGGAGUAGUACUCUUUUAACAAGUUUUAUGGAUUCCUUAUCUAAGACUUCGAGAUCUGAUCUUAAGGGGAAACGAUAUCUUUGGUUUUUGAAUUUCAAGAUUGAUAUUUAUCGAACUUUGUGCAAAAACCAUCUAUCUCUUUCCACCAUUUAUGUUUUCGAACCAAUGCACUUCAAAGCCUAUUUGGGAAAAUCUCAAGUCUAUAGAUGUGAUAAGACUUGA
Arabidopsis thaliana (thale cress) is the source of this 408-nucleotide messenger RNA. RefSeq lists its product as uncharacterized. NCBI's taxonomy places the organism in Eukaryota, Viridiplantae, Streptophyta, Magnoliopsida, Brassicales, Brassicaceae. The coding region runs from base 1 to 408 and encodes 135 amino acids. The transcript has a single exon. The record is from RefSeq and is marked reviewed.